Molecule: messenger RNA, 1458 nt
Organism: Beta vulgaris subsp. vulgaris (sugar beet)
Lineage: Eukaryota; Viridiplantae; Streptophyta; Magnoliopsida; Caryophyllales; Amaranthaceae
Product: protein FAR1-RELATED SEQUENCE 5-like
Exons: 6
Coding region: 1-1458 (485 amino acids)
Biological process (GO): regulation of DNA-templated transcription
Molecular function (GO): zinc ion binding
Source: RefSeq, a predicted model, not a curated record
AUGGAAGAUAUUAGUGAAAACGAUGUUGAUAAUGUUGUUCUUGAUAAUGCAAUGGAAGAUUUAUGGAAUGAAGGAGCAAGUGAAGAAGAUGAAUUAGAGAAGAAGAAUGAAUAUGUUGAGUGUGAGACAUCUGAAUUGAUACACAAAGAAGUUGCCAACGAUGAAGAAGCUUACAAAUUGUACAAUGAGUAUGCAUUUAAAUGCGGAUUUGGUAUCCGGAAGGGCAAAGUUUGUUGGAGAUAUGAAACAAAGACAAUCAGACAACGUUUUUUAGUUUGUAGUCGGGAAGGAUUGAAAGACACAAAAGGUGGUGUGCCUAAGGCAUUCACUAAGCUUGAUCAACGUUGUGGAUGUAAAGCCUUUAUUCAAUUUGAUGUAUCCAAAGACUUUGGAAUUUUUAUUGUUACUAAGCACCAUAUGAUUCACAAUCACCCCAUGGUGCCAUUGAAUCAAAGACAUUUAAUAAGAUCUCAUAGGAAAGUGACAGUUGAACAAUUGCAUAUGAUUAAUAAUUUGAGAAGUUGUGGAGUGGGGGUCGCUGAAGCUGUGCGUGUAUUGAGGAAGGAAGCGGGGGGAUCUCCAAAUCUUGGGUUUGUGAACAGAGAUGCUUAUGAUGCAGUUGCUACUCAAAGAAAGAAAGAACUUGAUGUAUGGCAUGAUGUAAUUAUGGUUACGAAGUACAAGUGCGCUGCAUGUCCUUGGUUGAUUAGGUUGUACAAGUUAAGGAAGAUGUGGUGUCCAGUGUACUCCAAGGAUUACUUCUCAGGGGGGGUGCUGUCUUCUCAAAGAAGUGAGACUACAAACCAUUCCUUGAAUCAAAGGCUUCAUAGCAUGCAAGGCCUUUGUGAUUUCUACAAGGUUUUUAUAGAUGUUGUUGAGGAAUGGAGGGACAGGGAGAAUGGUGAAGAUUACAAUGCACUUAAUGGCAACAAACAUCUAGCAUUUGUAGAUGUUAAGUUACUAAAUGAGGCGAAGAAGAUAUAUACUGUGGCUGUGUAUUUGACGUUUGAGGAGAAUUUCAUAAGAGGUGCGUCAUUUUGCCAGAAACUAGUCAAGUAUGACCCCCCUUUAUUUGAAUACCAUGUGGGACGCACUGAGAAAGAAUAUCUAAUGCAUCUUGUUAGAUAUGACCAAGAAAAUAUGACAAUUGAUUGCACAUGCAAGUAUUUCACUGAGAUGGGUUUAUUGUGUUCCCAUUCAUUGAGGAUUUUUCACAUACAUGAUGUUGAAAAAAUUCCCCAAAGAUACAUUUUGGGUAGAUGGGCAAAACAUGCUAUGUGUACAAGAGUUGAUGAUGACGCUGGGAAGGAUGUAAACAUUGUUCAAGCGUCGGUGUGGCGUGUUAAAACUACAAGGGAUGCUUUAUCCAUAAUAAAUUCAACUCAACAUGACAUAGCUGCUAGGAAAGUUGUGGAGAAUGCUUUAAGUGAUUUGAAGGCAAAGGUUGGAUCCACCUAA